AUGAACAGAAGCGAUAAACGUAAUCAGCAGCCUUCAUAUAUUGCUGAUCAUUUCAACAGCUUGGAUCAGGUGAUAACAUCUCUGAGAGAAGCUGGACUUGAAUCUUCAAAUUUGAUUUUAGGAAUUGACUUCACCAAGAGCAAUGAGUGGACAGGAAGAUAUUCAUUCAAUAGGAAAAGUCUUCACGCCAUUGGUAAAAGACAGAAUCCAUAUGAGCAAGCUAUAUCGAUCAUUGGACGCACAUUGUCUCCCUUUGAUGAAGAUGAUCUUAUACCUUGUUUCGGUUUUGGCGAUGUAACAACACGUGAUCAAUAUGUAUUCAGCUUUUAUCCCGAGAACAAAAGCUGCAACGGAUUAGAAAACGCUGUCAAAAGAUACAGAGAGAUUGUUCCACAUUUGAAGUUGUCAGGUCCUACAUCUUUUGCACCGGUGAUUGAUGCAGCAAUCGACAUAGUGGAGCAGAACAAUAUGCAAUACCAUGUUCUUGUCAUAAUAGCAGAUGGUCAGGUCACAAGGAAUCCAGAUGUGCCAUUUGGUCGGCUUAGUCCUCAGGAAGAAGCUACUAUGAACUCCAUAAUGGCAGCUAGCCAUUACCCAUUGUCGAUCGUCUUGGUUGGAGUAGGAGAUGGACCAUGGGACACAAUGAAACAGUUUGAUGACAAUAUCCCUCACCGAGAAUUCGAUAACUUCCAGUUUGUGAACUUCACAGAUAUAAUGUCAGAGCACAAAGAUGCAGCUAAGAAAGAGGCUGCUUUUGCACUCGCAGCUCUCAUGGAGAUUCCUUUUCAAUACAAGGCUACAUUAAGUCUCAAAAAACAAGUGCGCGGUUCCCGUUUGCAUCACAAGCCGCUCCCACCACCACCGGAGGUCAUAGAGCGUGACAAUGCUGUUAAAUCAGUGCCAAAUCCAAUAACAGAAUCUGCAGAGAAAAGUGAAAGAACGGCUGCACCGGUAUGCCCAAUUUGCUUGACGAAUCCAAAGGACAUGGCUUUUAGCUGCGGUCACACGACGUGCAAGGAUUGCGGCGUUGUUGUCACGACAUGCCCACUGUGCAGACAACCUAUAACAACGAGGAUAAGGCUCUAUACCUGA
Microthlaspi erraticum is the source of this 1092-nucleotide messenger RNA. NCBI's taxonomy places the organism in Eukaryota, Viridiplantae, Streptophyta, Magnoliopsida, Brassicales, Brassicaceae. The record is from the annotation of a GenBank genome assembly.